Hydra vulgaris (swiftwater hydra) is the source of this 1178-nucleotide messenger RNA. RefSeq names its product voltage-dependent anion-selective channel protein 2. Gene Ontology annotation, biological process: monoatomic anion transmembrane transport. The record is from RefSeq and is a predicted model, not a curated record. Gene Ontology annotation, cellular component: mitochondrial outer membrane. Gene Ontology annotation, molecular function: voltage-gated monoatomic anion channel activity. Lineage: Eukaryota; Metazoa; Cnidaria; Hydrozoa; Anthoathecata; Hydridae.
CCCUUAUAGUAAAAACAUUUUUCUAAAGACUCUUUGCGCAAUAUUAGUACAUUGCGACUUUUACCGACAGCUCCUUUCUUCUUACACACGUUGAAAGUACUAUACUACGCCUUUUAUAUUGAGCUUGCCCGGUCGUAAUUUUGCUAAUAGAAAAUACAAUGGCUCCUCAAAAGUUUGAUGAUUUGGGCAAAGAAGCACGAGAUCUUAUUCAGAAGAAUUUUCACUUUGGUGUUUUCAAACUUGAAGCCAAAACAAAGGCUAAAAAUGGGGUGGAAUUUACUGCGGAAGGGUCACAUACGACAGAUACUGGUAAUGUUGCUGGUUCCCUUGAAACCAAGUUUAAAUAUGCUGAUUAUGGGCUUACUUUUUCUGAAAAAUGGAGUACUGACAAUGUAAUAGCAACCACUAUUAGUAUUGAUAACAAAAUAGCACAAGGUGUCAAAGUAGACUUUGAUACCACAUUUGCUCCUGUAACUGGAAAGAAAUCAGCCAAAGUAAAAAGUGCAUAUGCUCAUGAGAAUUUGCAUGCCACUACUGAUAUAGAUUUUGAUUUUGCUGGUCCCACUGUUCAUGGUUCUGCAGUUUUUGCUUAUAAAGGAUUUCAUGCUGGUUAUCAAGCAUCUUUUAACUCUGCUAAUUCAAAAUUGACUUCGAACAAUGUUUGUUUAGCAUACAAAAAUGGUGAUUUGGUUAUUCAUUCAGGAGUAGCAGAUGCAAGCAAAUUUGUUGGUUCAGUGCAUCACCAAAUUAAUGAGCAAUUGGCAGCUGCUGCAUUAUUGAGAUGGACCUCUGGUCAAAAUGCCACAUCCUUUACCGUUGCGGCAAAAUAUGACAUUGACAAAGAUACUUUUUUAAAGACCAAAAUCAAUAAUGAUCUGCACUUAGGAUUAUCGUAUGUCCAGAAACUUCGACCUGGCGUUCAGCUUACCCUUUCUUCGCUUAUCAAUGCUAAAUCGUUUGAGCAAGGAGGUCACAAGCUUGGUCUCAGUCUAAAUUUUGAAGCUUAAAUUAGUUUUGGAUGCAAUUUAUCGUAAAAUCAUUCUUUUAUAGGUGUAAAACAAAUAGAUACUUUUGUUUGUCCUGUAUUUCAUGCUUUGUUUGCCGCAGGUCUAAAUUGUGACUGCUUUUAGGAAUGUAACUCGAUGUUUUUUAGCAAUCAUUAAAAAAUUUUUUUCUCA